AUGACCAGCAAGAAGAUAAUUACAGUGUUUGGAGCAACAGGAUCUCAAGGUGGCUCUGUGGCCAGGACUCUUUUGGAGAGCAAAAAGUUUGCUGUAAGAGCAGUGACCAGGAAUGUGACUCAACCAAAAGCACUGGUGCUCCAGGAACUUGGUGCUGAGGUGGUAAAAGGGGACCUGAAUGAUAAAGCACUGGUGGAGGCUGCCUUAAAAGAUGCCUAUGGGGUCUUCCUAGUGACCAAUUACUGGGAACAUCACAGCAAGGAGGAUGAAGUGUGUCAGGGGAAGCUGGUGGCAGAUGUCACCAAGCGCCUAGGUCUGAAGCACGUGGUGUUCAGUGGCCUGGAGAACGUCAAGCGUCUGACUGGAGGGAAGUUGGCGGUUGAUCACUUUGAUAGGAAGGGAGAGGUGGAGGAAUAUUUCUGGUCCAUUGGUGUUCCCAUGACCAGCAUCCACUUGGCAGCUUACUUUGAAAACUUCCUCACUAUAUGGAAGCCCAAGAAAGCCUCUGAGGGAGAUUACUACACCUUGGCACUGCCUAUGGGGGACAUUCCCUUGGAUGGCAUCUCUGUUGCUGAUAUUGGAGCAGUCGUCUCUAGAAUUUUUGAUUCUCCAGAAGAGUUCUUAGGCAAAGCUGUGGGCCUCAGUGCAGAAGCACUAACAGUACAGCAAUAUGCUGAUGUUUUGUCCAAGAUUUUGGGGAAAGAUAUCCGAGAUGCAAAGAUCACGCCGGAAGCUUAUGAGAAGCUGGGGUUUCCCGGAGCGGAGGAAAUGGCCAACAUGUUUCGUUUCUAUCAUAUGAAGCCAGACCGUGAUGUCAAGCUCACCCACCAACUAAACCCCAAAGUCAAAAGCUUCAGCCGGUUUGUCUCAGAGAACAAGGAAGCCUUGAUGGGCAUUUAA
Molecule: messenger RNA, 900 nt
Organism: Pipistrellus nathusii (Nathusius's pipistrelle)
Lineage: Eukaryota; Metazoa; Chordata; Mammalia; Chiroptera; Vespertilionidae
Source: the annotation of a GenBank genome assembly